CAGCGGCAAGCGCGCGCGGGCGGCGGGGUUGCUUUGUGACGAGUGGCGGCGGGUUCGGGUCCCGGCGGCGGCGGCGGCAUGUCCCGCGUGUCGGUGCUGGGGGUGUCGGUGCUGGAGAACCCGAGCCCGUUCGGCCGCCCGCUGCGCUUCCAGGUGCAGUUCGAGUGCGGGGAGGCGCUGCCGCACGACCUGGAGUGGAAGAUCAUCUAUGUGGGCUCUGCGGAGAGUGAGGAGUAUGACCAGGUGCUCGACUCUGUUCUGGUGGGGCCUGUCCCAGCUGGGAGGCACAUGUUUGUGUUUGAGGCCGAAGCCCCCAACCCCAGCCUGAUCCCUGAGAGCGACGCAGUGGGGGUGACUGUGGUGCUCAUCACCUGCACCUACCUGGGCCAGGAGUUCAUCCGUGUGGGCUACUACGUCAACAACGAGUACACGGACCCCGAGCUGCGGGAGAACCCCCUCAAGCCAGACUUCUCCCAGCUGCAGAGGAACAUUCUGGCCUCCAACCCCCGUGUUACCCGCUUCCACAUCAACUGGGACGGCCCCAGCGACCAGAUGGAGGACAUCGAGAACGUGGACCCAGAGCCUGAGGGUGUGCUGUCUGCCAGCUGCACCUCAGCCAAGGGACCGGGCACUGCCCUCUGCAUCCUACCUGAGAAUUCCAUGGACUGCAUGUGAUCCGGGGCACGGCCAGACCUGGACACGGGAGCCCAAGGAUACAGCCACUGCGUGGGGAAGGGGAUCGGACUGGCUUCACGGGGGCUGCAUCCAAGUACUGCGGGGAAGUGGUACCAAGUAUCAGCGGGGAAACCUGGA
Messenger RNA from Mauremys mutica (yellowpond turtle), 813 nucleotides. RefSeq names its product histone chaperone ASF1B-like. Gene Ontology annotation, molecular function: histone binding. NCBI's taxonomy places the organism in Eukaryota, Metazoa, Chordata, Testudines, Geoemydidae. Gene Ontology annotation, biological process: DNA replication-dependent chromatin assembly. The record is from RefSeq and is a predicted model, not a curated record. Gene Ontology annotation, cellular component: nucleus.